Molecule: messenger RNA, 2067 nt
Organism: Erinaceus europaeus (western European hedgehog)
Lineage: Eukaryota; Metazoa; Chordata; Mammalia; Eulipotyphla; Erinaceidae
Gene: CCDC89
Product: coiled-coil domain containing 89
Exons: 1
Coding region: 143-1255 (370 amino acids)
Source: RefSeq, a predicted model, not a curated record
AGGGGCGUCGCGCGGCCAGCUGAGGGUCCCUGUUGUUGCUUCACUGCCCGCUGGACACCUGUCCACCAAUCGCAGGUCUCCUUACUGGACGCCCUGAGAGUCCCUAGUAACACUCGGUGGCUUUGGAAAUCUGCGGGUGCUCAUGCCUCGCCAAGAGCCGCCUCUCGGGAUGGACACCCCGCCGCCAGAGAGGCCCAGGGAGCAGCCCAUGGAGAAGCCGAGGCACCGGGAAGAGGGGCUGGAGUUCAAAGAGCUGGACGGGCUCCGCGAAGCCCUGGCCAAUCUGCGGGGCCUGUCGGCAGAGGAGAAGGGCGAGAAGGCGCUGCUGCACUCACGCAUCCUUGAGCAGUCCCAGCUCAUCUGCAUCUUGAAGCGGCGCUCGGAUGAGGCCCUGGAGCGCUGCCAGGUCCUGGAGCUGCUCAACACCGAGCUGGAGGAGAAGAGGGCCUCGGAGGCCGAGGAGCUGAGGGCCAAGAGCGAGCAGGCCCGCAGGAUAGAGGAGCGCUUCCUGACCCUGGCUGCCAACCACGAGCUGAUGAUCCGCUUCAAGAACGAGCACAAGAGUCAGAACGUCAAGCUGAGAGAGGAAAACAAGAAGCUGAGGCUGGAGAACGACAACCUCUUCAGCCAGGCCCUGAAGGACCAGGAAGCCAAAUCAGCGCAGCUCACCCUCCAGAGUGAGGCCUUGGCUCAGGAGCUGGAGGCUCUGAAGCAGAGAUGCUCCCAGGAGGCUUGUGAGGCCCAGGCCCGAGAGAAGGAGCUGCUGGAGCUGCACUGCCAGCAGGCCCGCGCCCAUACGCAGGAAACCGAGCAGCUGCGCAGACAGCUGCAGAGCCUGGAGCAGGAGCACCGGCAGGCGAUGGAGCAGAUGGCCAAGGCUGAGGACGAACACAGCAGUCUGAGCCAGGAGCUGCAGGCCAGGCUGCGGGUUGUCUCGGUCGAGAAAGAGGAGCUGCUGCAGCUGUCCUUGGAGAGGGGCAAGGCGCUUCAGAACAAGCAGGUGGAGAUCCACCAGCUAGAGCAGAAGCUGGAGACCGCAGAGGAGGCCCGGAGGUGUGCCCUCCAGCGCUUUGAAACGGAGGCAGCAGCUGUGGACAGCAAUCUGAGAGUCCGUGAGCUCCAGCGCAAGGUGGAUGGGAUCCAGAAAGCCUAUGACGAACUCAGGCUGCAGUCCGAAGCCUUCAAAAAGCAUAGUCUGGAUCUUCUAAGCAAGGAGAGAGAACUCAAUGCCAAACUCCGCCAUCUCUUUCCAUAAGGAAGCAAGCUUUUGCUUCCUCUGGUGGGCAACUCUGAAUUCAGAUAGUUGUGCCUCUGUGUGAUUGCUAAGAGUAGAGAUCAUAUUCCAUUUGUUAUACUUUUAAGCACAAAAAACAGACAAAAGAUAAGCUACUUUACUAUGAUACUGUUUGUGGUUAAUACUGUAAGGCUAUCUUUAUGCUAUCUACCAAGAAGACACAAGCUUUACCAGAUUUCUUUUUGUACCUUUGAAAUCUUAAUUUUGCUGCCAUAUCACCUUAUCGUAAUUUAAUCACUAUCCAUCUUCAGUAUCUUCAUACAUCCUAGGAUUUUACAUUAACAGAGCCUAUGACUCAAGCAAACUUUAAAUAUGCAAAUGAAAAAUGUGCCACCAUUAAUUUUUUUUUUUAAAAAAAACAUACUUAGCCUUUGCUCUACAAGCAUUUACCUACCUAGGUACACUGUGAACAGAUAGGCCUUGUAGAUAGAUAUGAUUUCUGUAUUUAAGACUGUGAGCUGUCAACAGCAGAAUAGCAAGGAGAAUUUGCAGGGGGAAAAGGUGAUCUUGCAAAAGUUCAAAUAAUUUCUGGCUUCGUCUACUUUCAGCAGUAUGCUCUUUAUUUUAUUUUUAUUUUUUAUGUUAUUUGCACUAGCUUGGAAACAAAGAUUAAACAAAAUGUUUACCAACUUUUACUGCAGUCAUUCUACAUGAGCAUUAAGACUCAAAUAGUGACAACAAUCCAUUCUUAUUUUUCUUGCAGUCUUGAAUCAUACUUUAUUGUCUUGGUUUUCUCCUUAAUAAAAGCAGAAUUUAAAGGUGCAAGAAUGAAA